Molecule: messenger RNA, 2041 nt
Organism: Mizuhopecten yessoensis (Yesso scallop)
Lineage: Eukaryota; Metazoa; Mollusca; Bivalvia; Pectinida; Pectinidae
Product: sodium-coupled monocarboxylate transporter 2-like
Exons: 9
Coding region: 820-2013 (397 amino acids)
Biological process (GO): sodium ion transport; transmembrane transport
Cellular component (GO): membrane
Molecular function (GO): symporter activity
Source: RefSeq, a predicted model, not a curated record
ACGAACUGUCAUUCACCGAGCGUCACCAGCUGUAGGUAUACGCCUAGGCCCAACACCUAACGGCUGUAGGCUAUUUUAUUCAGAUGAACCUUUCCGACACAGGGACCAUUGAUAUACAAUCCAUGUACAUUACAUCUAUACUAUUCCUAGUGUCGUUAUAACAGCACGUGUUAGGUCCCUGUGUAGUUGAUACUACAGGUAAGAUAAGUGGAUCUGACCCGAUCAGCUAAUAAUUGGAGACGCACAAAGCCACAUCCAUCCAUCGUUCUUCAACGAGUGAAUUUAUCAAAAUUGCCUGGAAAUACUUUCAUUUUUAGCUUGAUAAGAUUACUAACGACAUGUGGAAGUUUACUGCGAAUAGGCAGUGUAUCUCUGUUAUUCACUGGAAAAGUUAGGAUUUUAUGAAGUAUGUGUUUUCAGUAACCGGUUGUUGUGUCUAGUAGAGUGGAUCUGAUCAGACAAGGAGGGUCUGCCAUUGUCGGCGGAGACUUUAGCGGGAGGAGUUCGGACACGAGAUCUCUACUUACAAUGACCUAUAUAACUCCAGAGGUCGCGGAUCUUAGCUGAAACCUUUAUAGUAAAUAUUAACUGACCAGGUGUCUCGCACUGAUGACAGUACGAAAGCUGACAGGUACAAGGUCUGCCACCAUAUAACGUUAAUGUGUGACGUGCAAUCAAUCAACCUGUAACAUCCGUCUCAUCCAUUUACUCUUUUUAAAAGUUUGUGUGUUCACUUCUAUACGUUGUCGGCAAUACGUAGCGAAAGUUUCGUUUUUUAAUUGUUUCAUUGCUAAAGGACAGCUGUCUUCGGAUUUAACUAUGACGCGCCAAUACAGUUUCCAGACUGGGGUCCGGAACACUUUCCAUACAGUUGACUAUGUCUUGUUCGGCGCAUUGCUGUUUAUCUGCGCAGGAAUCGGUUUAUUUUACGCCAUCAAAGACCGGAAGCGAAGCAACACCAAGGAAUAUCUAUUGGCGGGAGGGAACAUGAGUGCCAUCCCUGUGGCUCUGUCCCUCCUGGCCAGCUUCAUGUCGGCCAUAACGUUGCUAGGGACUCCAGCCGAGAUGUACAACUAUACGACCAUAUACUGGUGGAUUGGACUGGGCUACUUCUUCACCAUCGCACUUGCUGCCCAUAUCUAUCUGCCUGUUUUCUAUAGACUCAGGAUCACCAGUGCAUAUGAGUACCUGGGCUUACGGUUCGGCCUUAUCACACGGACAAUCGCUGCUAUCAUCUACAUCAUACAAAUGGUUCUGUACAUGUCCAUUGUGUUGUAUGCACCAUCCCUGGCCAUCAAUGCAGUGACAGAUUUUAGUCUGUGGGGUGCUGUCUGGGCCGUGGGUCUCGUCUGCAUCUUCUACACCACACUGGGCGGUAUGAAGGCCGUGUUAUGGACUGACACGUUCCAAGUGUCCCUGAUGAUCGCCGGCCUGCUCGCAGUGCUCAUCCAAGGUUCCAUAGAAGUAGGCGGCUUCGCGAAGGCUUGGGAAAUAUCUCGGGUUAGCGGAAGGAUAUGGUUUACCGACUUCGAUCCUGACCCGAUUGUGCGCCACAGUUUCUGGACAUGUGUAUUCGGGGGCGCCUUUACGUGGCUGUCGGUAUACGGUGCCAACCAGGCACAGAUCCAGCGGGCCAUCACGUGUCCCACCAUAAGAAAGGCUCAGUAUGCCUAUUGGUUCAACUUCCCAGGACUCUGUGUUAUCCUGCUCCUGUGCUGUUUAAUAGGAACCGUCAUAUACGCCUUCUAUCAAACCUGCGACCCCCUGUCAUUCGGACUGAUCGACGCUUCAGAUCAAUUGCUUCCCCUGUUUGUGAUGGACGUGCUCGGUCACAUGCCUGGUAUACCGGGACUGUUUGUGUCCUGCCUUUUCAGUGGUGCUCUCAGCACCCUAUCAUCCGGCUUGAAUUCCAUAGCUGCUGUCAUACUUGAGGAUUGUGUGAAGAUAUUCUGCUUCAAAGAAAUGUCGGAGCGAAAAGCAACAUUUGCAUCGAAGAUCCUUGGUAAGUGUUAAGUUCACACAGCAGUGAAAUCAUCAAAGA